UGGUGUAGCUCGCUCCCCACUCGCACACUCUCCUCGCUCGCCCCUUUUCGCUUCCAGUUUCUAUAUAACAAAAGCCGAAAAUACCUUAACCCUUCCUCACUCCUCCCGGAUCUAGCACCACCGCCGCGCCGCUGCUGCCCCUUUGCCGUAUCCCGCCCCCCCUCCAAAACCCCGACCAGAUCUUCCGCUCCCGCCACAGAUGGCGGCUGGGUCGCCGCCCAGACCACUGCUGCUGCUCCUGCUGCUCGCCCUCCUCUGCUCCCACAUUGCGCUCUGUUCCUCGGCCGCGCCGGCGGCGAAGCCCAAGCCCAAGCUCUCCGCCGGCCGCAAGGAGCUCGUGUCCUCCUCAGACGACGACGAAGGGGACGAGCCCGUCAAGGCGCCCAAGGCCACCGCGGCGAGCAAGAUCAAGAAGAAGGUCUCCCCCGACGCCAAGAACCAGACCGCCAAGGCUGCUGUCAAAGCCAAGAAAUCGGAGCCGACCUCGACAGCCAAGGUCACCAAGAAGACCACCACCAAAGCGGGCGCCGAUGUGGCCACUGCCAAGCCAAAGGUCCCCAAGCUGGACAAGGCGGCCGCCGCCGCCAAGCUGGGCAAGGGCGCCACAGCCAAGCCGGACAAGGCGACCACCGCCAAGCCCAAGAGCACCGCCGAUUCCACCAAGUCCGCAAAGACGGGCGCUGCCAAGGCGGUCAAGCCGGUGAAAUCCGAGGGAGGCGCCUCGAAGCCGAAGAAGCCGUCCAAUUCCACGGCGGAUGCGGGUGCCAAGCCGGCGGCCAAAUCGACCACCAAGAAGGCGAAGGUGGUCGCCGAUGUGAAGGCGAACACAACAGCCGUGAGCAAGGAGGCGGCGGCGGGGGUGGAGGAGGACGUCGUGCUGGCGGAGGAGGCGGAGGGGACGGAGGACCUCAUGUCCGAGAUCCGGGGCCUUCCGACGCGGCUGCACGAGACGCUCAUGCCGGACCUGGCGCGCCUCUCCUACACGUCCAAGGCGUACCUGUCGGCCGCCAACACGGGGAUCGCCGGCAGCGUGCGGCCCAUCCUGGGGGGCCGGUGGGCGGCGGCUGCGGCGUCCGCGGCGUCGGUGGCCCUGCUCCUGCUGCCGCUCUUCAUGCUCACCGCGCUGGUGCGGCGCCUCGGCCCCUACCUGCCGCUCCUCCACCGCGCGCUGCUGCUCUCGCAGGCCUACCUCGCCAUCUACUUCGCCACGCUCGCGCUCGCGGCCGCCGCCACGGGGCUCGAGCCGCUCCGCUUCUUCCACGCCGCCUCGCCCGCGGCGUACGCCUGGACGCAGGCCGCGCAGUCGCUCGGCUUCAUGGGCUACCUGGUGCUCCAGAUGGUGGACCUCGUCGCCAUCUUCUCCGGGGCCGCCGCGCCGGAGGAGGACAGCGGCGCGGAUGCCACCAAGGCGCUCGGACUGGCGCAGAUGGUGGUGGGGCUGGCCGUCGGCCUUCACUACUACGCCGCCGUGUUCCACCGCGCCGCCGCCGGCGAGGCCCCGCGCGCCAACUGGCGAGUGUACGCGGUCUACGCCGCGUGCUUCGUCAUCGUAUGCGCGUGCGCGCGCGCCGAGAAGAGGAAGAAGGCCUACCUCCCCGGCAGCGACGGCGCCGACGAAGAGUGGAAGAAGAGCUGAGCCCAUGGAAAACCUUCUUAGGGGCUUAUGUGCAAACUUUACGAUAUAGGGAAAGCCGAAGGGCAUAUGGGUGUAACAAGGCUGCAAAUUUAGCAAGGAGGGAAAAUUGGAAGAUUGAUGAGAAGAGGAGGAAAUGACUAUUGAGUUUUA
Molecule: messenger RNA, 1786 nt
Organism: Lolium rigidum
Lineage: Eukaryota; Viridiplantae; Streptophyta; Magnoliopsida; Poales; Poaceae
Exons: 1
Coding region: 200-1636 (478 amino acids)
Source: RefSeq, a predicted model, not a curated record